AUGCCGACCAAAAGCUGCAGCAGCAACUCGGGUGGAAAUCUGCUACGAAGCGCCGCCGGUGAGCAUCCUGCCCCUUCUCCCAUGAGACACCUCGGCGACGAUCUCCUCCUGCAAAUUCUGAUUCUUGUCCUGGAGCUUAGGUCCGUCUUCCGAUGCAAAUCGGUGUGCAAACGGUGGAACUCGCUGAUCUCCGAUCCCUACUUCAGUCGCCGAUUCAGUUCUCACCACAAGAGCACGGCAAGCUGCUACGGGGAACCACCUCUGCUGCCAUUCAACGAUCCGGAAUCGACCCUGAGCUUUAUCCCUGUACCGCAUGAGCUGAAAGAUCGAUUUGUGGUCAUGGAUUCCUUCAAGGACUUGCUUUUGUGCGGGUUUGUGGACUCGGAGAAUAGCGAAGCACAUCGAUCGUACAUCGUCUGUAAUCCGUUUUCAAAGCAAUGGAUCGCCCUGCCUUUGGUGCCCAAAAGGUGCGUGGAAUAUGAGAAAGUGGUUGCCAGGUUAGUUUGUGAACCCGUUUAUUCAUGUGAUUUGAAUCUUGCUGAUGAUGAUGGCGACGGUUGCCCACAAGGGCUUAGUUAUUCCGAGUAUCGGUUCUGCGUGGUGCGUCUAUUUGAAACGUGGACUGCAGGAUACAUACGGAAUACUAAGCUAGAUGUGUUUUGUUCAGAGUCUGGGAGAUGGAAAACAGAUGCUCUUGUUCUUCUAGACGAAUCAAAACGGAAUCAUGAUGCAUUUUCGUCGAAUGGGAACUUGUAUUGGGUGACUAACUCUUGGAAAAUUGUUGUGUGUAAUCCUUUCCGUCUAGAUAUUACACCUCCAACUUUCAUUAGUGUUUUGCCAAUCUACCAAAGAACUGAUAAAAUCACCACCUUUUCAACCUCGCAAGGUGCUCUGCAUAUGGUUCUAAUAACUUUUAUGCCAACGGUAUUGCGUCUCUUGACCCUGGAAGAAGACGGUACACGUUACUAUUGGAGGAAACGGUAUAAAGUGGCAUUGGAGACAUUAAUGCCCAACUAUGAGCUUGACAGGUUGGUUGUGGAUGGUGUGGUUGGUCUGCAUCCGGAGAAGCCGGAAAUUGUCUUCUUACAAUUUCACAAAAUCUGUGUCUACUCCGGCUUCCACGAAAGAAUGGGUUCGAUCGAAACGCCUCCACCGACGGAAAACGGAACAUCGGCGCCGACCUCCGCCGACGCCAACUCUAACGUCGAACAAGGGAGUCAAUCCGCCACCGACGCGAUGCCUUCCUUGCCCGGAGACGCGGUUCCUAUGGAAACGAACGGUUUGAAAGAAAGGAGAGGUAGUACGCUCCCGCUGGAGGUUGGAACUCGGGUCAUGUGCCGCUGGAGAGAUAGCAAGUACCACCCCGUGAAGGUUAUUGAAAGGAGGAAGGUUUCCUACUCUGGAGUUAGCGAUUAUGAGUAUUAUGUUCAUUACACCGAGUUUAACAGGAGGCUUGAUGAAUGGGUGAAACUUGAUCAGCUUGAUCUGGACUCCGUUGAGGCUGUAGUUGAUGAGAAGGUGGAGGAUAAGGUAACAAGCUUGAAAAUGACACGCCAUCAGAAAAGGAAGAUUGAUGAGACCCAUGUUGAGGGACAUGAGGAACUUGAUGCUGCCAGCUUGAGGGAGCAUGAAGAGUUCACAAAAGUGAAAAAUAUAGCAACUAUGGAACUUGGGAAGUAUGAGAUUGAAACAUGGUACUUCUCACCGUUUCCACCAGAAUACAAUGAUUGUUUGAAGCUCUACUUUUGUGAGUUCUGCCUGAAUUUCAUGAAGCGUAAGGAGCAGCUUCAAAGGCACAUGAGGAAGUGUGAUCUCAAACAUCCCCCUGGUGACGAGAUUUACAGAAGUGGUACAUUGUCAAUGUUUGAGGUCGAUGGUAAAAGGAACAAGGUCUAUGGUCAAAACCUCUGCUAUUUGGCGAAGUUAUUUCUCGAUCACAAGACCCUCUACUAUGAUGUUGACCUCUUCUUGUUUUACGUUCUGUGUGAAUGUGACGAUCGUGGAUGUCACAUGGUUGGAUACUUUUCUAAGGAAAAACAUUCAGAGGAAUCCUACAAUCUGGCUUGUAUCCUCACUCUUCCUCCUUACCAAAGGAAAGGCUAUGGGAAAUUCCUAAUUGCUUUCUCAUAUGAACUCUCGAAGAAGGAAGGGAAGGUUGGAACACCUGAAAGACCUCUUUCUGACCUAGGCCUGGUCAGCUACAGAGGAUACUGGACCCGUGUUCUGCUAGACAUCUUGAAGAAGCACAAAGGCAACAUUUCUAUAAAGGAACUAAGUGACAUGACGGCAAUCAAAGUCGAAGAUAUUCUGACUACGCUACAGAGCCUGGAAUUGAUCCAAUACAGGAAGGGACAACAUGUGAUAUGUGCAGAUCCCAAGGUUUUGGAUCGGCAUCUAAAGGCGGCUGGCCGUGGAGGUCUUGAUGUUGAUGCUAGCAAGCUCAUCUGGACGCCAUAUAAAGAACAGAGUUAGGAGGUGACGAAGAACUAGGCAUCACUCUGCAGCCAGCAUAUCGGUGUACCAUAUUGUAUGUAUAUAUAUUACUAGCAAACCCAUAAAAUCUUUGGAGAGUAGCUGCUUGUGAAUUGUGAUACACAUGGAUUAGCCGUCUGUAUUUUAACUGAUACUUAAUCCAAACAACGCUUUUCCCAACCCAAAAUCAAUACUUCUCGUUAGAUUCCUGGAGGCAUCCUUUCGUUACGAAAUAUAUGUACGAUGCAUCCUUUCUUUAGCUGGUAUUGCUCUCCAUCAACACAUUCGUCCUUAGCUUCUCGAGAACCAGCUCUUCACCAGUGAGAAGUUCCACCAACCCGUUCGUGAAAUGUCGGCAGUCAUGAUUCCCAACUUUCAGGUAGGUGCUCCACUUCUCACUGAACUUGGCAGCAACUUGCUCACCAUAUUCCGACGAGCCAACGUACCAACAUCGUCUUCUGGGCAGGCCUUUCAAGGUUCUGCGGAACACUGCCCCUGGUACUGAUCUGCCAGAUAUCACCGCAAGAGCCGUAAGCACAUCUUCAGGAUCCCUGGGCUGAAAAUCGAACACAACAGCAGCCUGCUGCGGUGGCGAAGUGGGUUUGAUGAUGACCAUGAAAUGCUGCAAGUCCCAGCUGAGGUUGAGUGAGUAAGCCGCGGACAUCAGCAGCUGCGGCGGUCCUUUGGCGGCUCUAAGAGGCACCGCCGCGACGUAGAUGUCGUCUUUGCCCAGCAGCCGUUGGGUCCCGGCCGCCGCGGCUGCUGAUUUCGUGAACAUGGCGAUGGUCAUUUCUGGAAUUGAAAUCUCUGAGUCUGAUGCUAAACCUUGCGGAAAAGAAACUGUUAUAUUAGUUAAUCGUGGCGCGGGAGAUUUUCUUCUUCUUCUUCCUUCCAGACUCGCAAAACCCCCAAUCCUGCCUUCUAUUUCUUCCCUCUAGCCCCGAAAAUCAGAUCGCCUCCUUCCCGUCGUCCAGUCGUAUCGCCGCCUCCUUCAGACUGACGGGUACUAGCAGCCGCUCCAGUUCCUCCCUCCGUCGUUCUGUCCUCUUUCGUAUCGGCCGGCGGUCUCUGCGCGACACCGGGCAUCUGCAUCUUUCGAUUAGUGAGCUCAGCUUCAACGAUGUCGGAGUCUUUGAAGGAAUAUCUAAAGCGCUACGAAAGCAACAAUGAACAAGAGAAGAAGAAGAACAAGAAGAAGAAGAAAAAGAACACUAAGCCAGAAGCAGCGGCAGGCGUUUCCGUUGUGGACGAAGAUCCUGUGUGGGCAAAACCUGUAAAACUCGAGGAGGAAGAAGACGAUGAUUCUCCUGAUGAAAAGCCUCAAGUUGAUGAAGACAUAGAAGUCAAACGACUAAAGAGGCUUGAGCAAGUUAGAGCUAGGCGUCCGUUUAAUUCCAUAGCUGAGGAUGGAAGCGGUUGGGUAUCGUUUGAUAAGCCGUCGUCACAUCGUAGGAAUGACACACCUUCUCCUGAACCUGAACCUAGAAGAAGCAGAGAAAGUGAAGAUAUGUCCCCUCCACGGCGGCAAGUGAAUCGUGACAAUGCUUCUUUGGAUUCUGAUAUGUCACCGCCUCGUAAGCAGAGAGCAAGGAGUGAUGUGGAAGAUGAAGAUUUUUCUCCUCCUCGUAGGCCAAGAGCUCGAGCUCGAUAUGACACGCCUUCCCCAGAACCUGAUGAAUCAAGGGCUUCUCGCAAAAAUGUCGAUCUAUCACCCCCAAGGAGGAAAAGGAAUGAUGUUGUUCCUUCAGGUUCAAGGGAUCCAACACGUGCAACUGCUGAUGGAAAUUCAUUGAAUGAAGAUCUUUCUCCACCGAGGAAGAAAAAGGCCAAUCCAUCUGGUCCAGCUGCUUCAAAGGAACAGCCGAGAACUGGUCUGGUCAGUGGCCGUGAUAUCAGUGAAGAGAUUUCUAGAAAGAAGAAGGAUGACAUGCUAAGGUUUCAAGAAAUGAAUGCUGAUAUGAGUGGGAAAGGAGCAGAGCCUGUUUAUCGUGGCAAAAAAGGAGAGCGCAUAUCAAAGGAUGAGUACUUGAAAUCAAAAGAAAAGAAAGUUGAAAAGCCGAAGGAGAUACACAUAGAGUGGGGUAAGGGAUUGGCUCAAAAGCGUGAAGCUGAAGCCAAGCUGGUGGAAUUGGAACUUGAGAAGGAGAAGCCGUUUGCCAGGACAAGAGAUGAUCCUCAACUUGAUAAGAUGCUUAAGGAGCGGCCGAGAUGGGGUGAUCCAAUGGCGCAUUUGGUCAAGAACAAGCAAUAUGAACCAGAUGUUUCUGACCUGGGAGAUGAUGAUAAAAUGAAGGCAUCUGGAUUUAUUAUCCCACAGGGAAUCCCUAAUCAUAGUUGGUUAAAGAGAGGUUUACCUGCUGCUCCAAAUAGAUAUGGCAUAAAACCUGGAAGACAUUGGGAUGGUGUUGAUCGUAGUAGCGGUUAUGAGAAAGAGAUGUUCAAAAGAACAAAUGAUAAGCAAGCAACGGAGCGUGAAGCUUACUUGUGGUCUGUAGCUGAUAUGUAAAUUGGAAAUCGUUCAAGCUAUCUGCCUCUUUGUUCUUGCAGGACAGAGUUUGAUGUCCUUUUGGAGCUAUUGCCUGGAAUCUUUCCCCAUGGAAAAUUUGAUCCUUAGUGGGAUUAUCUUUCUCCCUGGAUAGGAACGAGAUAGUGUUGAGUUCCUACAUUUCAUGUGCUCAUUGAUGAUCAAUUUUGAUUUCCUACGAGUGCAAGCCUAGUCUUUAGGCUAAGUUUAAGGAAUAGUUGCCCCGUACUCCCAUACGAGCUUGUCGAAUGGUCUUUUACCGACAGUUAUUCCGAAUCCAAAGGACUAUAAGGAUUGUUAUCGAUCAUUUUACGGAAAUCAAUUACAUUACGAUGCGCAGGUCAGAUGUGUGAUGUGUCGCACUUCCUAAAUAUCAUCUCAUUUCGAAGAUAUAUGAUCAAAAUCCAUGAUUACAAUCUAUA
Molecule: messenger RNA, 5418 nt
Organism: Linum tenue
Lineage: Eukaryota; Viridiplantae; Streptophyta; Magnoliopsida; Malpighiales; Linaceae
Source: the annotation of a GenBank genome assembly